Molecule: messenger RNA, 324 nt
Organism: Rhea pennata
Lineage: Eukaryota; Metazoa; Chordata; Aves; Rheiformes; Rheidae
Gene: SERTM1
Product: serine rich and transmembrane domain containing 1
Exons: 1
Coding region: 1-324 (107 amino acids)
Cellular component (GO): intracellular membrane-bounded organelle
Source: RefSeq, a predicted model, not a curated record
AUGUCAGAACCUGACCUUUCAUCUGGAUUUGUAGGAAACAUGGAAAAUGGGACUUUUCUGGAGCUGUAUCCCACAUCCCUAUCAACCUCAGUGGAUUCAUCUUCUGACCGUUUAUCCAACGUCUAUGUAUAUGUUUCUAUAUUCCUUAGUCUCUUAGCUUUUCUCCUUUUGCUAUUGAUCAUUGCACUUCAGAGGCUGAAGAACAUAAUUUCUUCCAGUUCCUCUUACCCAGAAUAUAAUAGUGAUGCUGGAAGUUCUUUCACUAAUUUAGAAGUCUGUAGUAUUUCUUCCCAACGAUCUGCUUUCUCAAACCUUUCUUCAUGA